GGGGGAGGGGGGAGUUGUUGCUAUGGGAUGGCUUCCAGCAAGGGGCAGGAGGUCGGGCCUGGACUGGUUGUAACUUGUGGGUAGAUGACAGCUGUGCCUGUUAUACACCUGGGGGCUCAGAGUGCUGUCGCUUACAUGCAGUCUGAAGCUCAUGUUCAGGAAACUCCACUGUGGAAAAACAUGACUCCUUGAAGGCCGUGUGCUUUUGCUGUGUACUAAGAUUGAAAGAGCAUUUGUUGAGCUCAUGAAAAUGGUUCUUACUCUGUUUCGGUAGUUAAUCAUGUCGAUGAAGACAGGAUGACUGUUGCUAUUGUGGACUUCAAAACUAAGGAGAAGGAUGACAUAUAAACACACAUCUGUCUUAACUACUGAUGUUUACGACCAUAGCAAAUACUGCCCGUGUAGGACAGAAAGCACAAAAAUGGUAUAUUUUCUCAAAAGUGGGUGCCUUGCUGUCUUUUGACAACGCAGCAUUUUUUAACAGCGGUGGGAAUUGUUUUGUAAAACAAAAACUGGACUCUCAGAACUUCACCACAAUGUUUUGUAUUGUUACUGAUCCUAUUUGUUGCUCUCUUUCUGUGUAUUUGCACUGUUUGAUUUCUACUUUGAUAAAUAUCUUUUUCUAGAACUUUUUUUCUGUAACGAAGCCCUCACGAGUGUUGUUUUUUCUUCAAUAAAGUUGUAAUUGCAUUAAACAAAUUGCUCUUGCAGUUAAUUUGGACGUUUUAAUGACGGUGACUCCAGAUGAUGCUCGAAUUGCUGGUGAGGUGGGGUCGAUAGGAUUAUUUUGCACCGGCCUGCUUCCAGUGUGGUAAAUAUUUCUUCUCAUUGGUAGGGCAAACCCAAAUGGCUGCCCUUUUAUCUACUUAUUUUUAUUGCAAGGGUGGUUGCAACCCUUGCGUGUUCUGGGAGAUGAUGUGCUUUCAGUUUUGGUCUUCUAAGAAAACUGUCUCGAAGCCGAAUGCACUCAAAUUUCUUCACAGGAAGGUCCAGUUUUUCUUUUUAUGUAGAGGAGACCUGUCUUUCUGUAACACAGGAACCUAGUGGUUUAUACUUUAUCUUUUUGAAAAGAGCUUAGAGGAACCAGGGGAGUUUCAUAUAACUUUCUUAUCAAGACAGCUAUGAGUAUGAAUCUAAACCUACAAAUGCAAUAGAUCCUUUCUUUAAAUGUUAAGUGCUUUGUUUUCUCUGCCUACUUCAACCUGCAUGACGUGGAGCUCUUGGAGCGGGUCCAGAGGAAGGCCAUGAAGAUGAUCAGAGUGCUGGAGCACCUCCACUAUGGGCAUAGGCUGGGAGAGUCGGGGCUCUUCAGCUUGGAAAAGAGAAGGUUCCGGGGGGGACCUUGUAGCAGCCUUCCAGUACCUGAAGGGGGCCUCAGGAAAGCUGGGGAGGACUUAUCGUAAGGGCAUGCAGUGACAGGAUGAGAGGAAAUGGUUUUAAACUGGAAGAGGGCAGAUAGAUAUUGGGAAAAAAUUCUUUACUGUGAGGGUGGUGAGACACUGGGACAGGUUGCCCAGAGAGGCUGUGAAUAACCCUACCCUGGAAGAAAAUCCAUGGUGGGUUUGAGUUUAGUAAUGAGACUACUGGAAGGCUGAUACACACCUAACAUGUACCUUUUCCCCUUCUCCCCCCAACAAGCUCUGGUUUAUGAGAGUAUUUUAUGGAUGCGUAUAGCUGGAAUUUUUUCCCCUUGCUUACCUGUUUAUUUUGUAUUGAGUUGCAGUAUCUAUGGGGUAAAGGAUUGUAAAUACCCAUCCAUACUGAACUGUGGAAACUCAUGAAGGCAGCAAAAACAUCUGUUUUCUCUUUUUUUUAUGAAGAAAGCUUCAGAUGAAUUAGAGAGAUGGGAUAGAAUAUCUAAGCUGCCAAUCUUUGGGAUUGCUAUUUUAAGUUAGCCUAUUUGAAACCCUUUUAAGUUUUUCCCAGGUUCCCAUGUGGCAUCUCUAGAAGAGGUUAUUCCUGAGAGUUUGUGAUAUAAAAUCUGCAGAAACAAGGAGUAACUCUGAUGUAGCUGAAAAAAUGGCACGUUAGAAGUAUAGGCUGGCCAGCGUGAUUUCAGUGCAGCUCUGAAGGGAUGUCACUUCCAAAUAUGUGGAGUUGAAAACACAUUAUUUUGUCAUGAGUAUUUGCUCUUGUGUUUUCUAGCUGUGUGUAAUAGGAUGCAUAAGUCUCGUUACUUUUGAGAGAAGCAAAUAUUUCAACUAUGUAUAAUUAUUAUUAGAAUCACAGAACAUCCCGAGCUGGGAGGGACCCAGGAGGAUCAUUAAGUCCAGCUCCUGGCCCCACACAGCACCACCCCGAAUCCAAACCCUCUGCCUGAGAGCAGUGUCCAAAUGCUCCUUGAACUCCAGCACUUGGGGCCAUGCCCGCUGCCCUGGGCAGCCCGUUCCAUGCCCACCACCCUCUGGUGCAGACCCUUUUUUUUUGUAGUACAUUUAUGUUUAUCACCAGCCUGACUGUGUAUUUUUUUUUAGAAAAAUUGCUCUGAAAAGCUUCCCAUGCUUUCUGAGCUGAUGUUGAUUAUAACAGCAGGCAGGGAGGUGCUACUGGAGCAGGCUGACUGAAUAACUGCUAAAAACGUACCUGGCUGAAGUUAUUGAAACUGUCCUCUCCACCACCCCGGCAUUAAUGAAAAGGCUAAUCUUCUCUAAGUCUCUUAUAACCCAGCAAUCUCUUAAGGGGCUGGAUCCGUGAUUAAAAACAGAGGGAAAGCAGCUGUCUUUUUAUCCUCUCAUAAUUAUUCCUUGGUCGUCAAUAGGUGUUGAUUUCCUGGGAGUGUCAUGGUGAUGGAGGUUACGUUUCCCUGUGUUGUUGGGACUAAAUGUUCAGGGGCGUUGGUUGUUUGAGUGCUCCACUGAGAGCUCUGGAGACGGAAAGUGUGAGUGUUGUUCUCUGUGAUUGCAUCGCAUCGUGAAGGUUUGGCUUAUUUUGGAAACGUGCAUCUAAAGGCCAAAAAACAGCUAUCCAGUGUCAAGGCAAGGAGGGGCCUCUAUAAUUACCUUUUCUCUGUUUUUUUUUUUUCUUCUGCUGUAUCUCACCAGCUGGUGGUAGGAAUGGGUUUUAGAAUGAUUUUAGUUAGAAAGUCAAAACCAGCAGUUUGCUUUUUGCUGCUGGAACUCGUGGAAUAAAUUUCAUUAUGUGUUUCGGGUUUGUUCUGUCACCGCUGUUUCCAGACCUUGUUGCUACAAUUAAAGAUAGGAUUCACUAAAUUCUUGUUGGUAAAUCCUGGAUGCAACCAGAGAUGUCUCGAAGUGUUGUACUUGCACUUUUGACUGGAAGGGGUUCGUUCUGGGCAGCUGUGAGCCACAGGAUGGCCGCUUCCUGGUCAGUAGCGCCCAGCUCUCCCCCUGGGGCUUCAGAGGAAGUUUUCCAUGUUGCAUGUUUGGUACAAACACUUCCUACUUCCUGGGUCAUCCAUACCCAUCUGCUUGUUUAAUUGCACAGCUACAGAUGACAAGUGCAAGAGGACUAAUUCACACUGUGUCCUACUUUCAGUGGCGAUGACUCAGUCACCUUGUUACUCUAUUACUUGGUAAGUGCAGUUGCCUUUUUCUUCAAAUGUCAAGUAUGGGAAGACUUCCAGCUAAGAAAGAACCCAUUUGAUACCUGAGAAUGGGUUAUUCUUAGUGUCCCAGGAGUACUCAGUGAUGUUAAUCCAUUUGUGUCUCAUUUUCAGCAUCUGCAGACUUGGAAAAAUUAAUCUCUCAAGAAGGUAGGAGGGAGAAGGGAUGUUUGGGAAGUAUUCAAGUUUGUUAUUUAGGUGAACAAAGGAGACAUUUAAAAUGUAAAGGAUGCCUCCUAAAAUAGCCCAAUUAUUUGUAGUAAAGAUCUCUGCUCUUCGUAUUUUCUAGAAAUGAAAAGCCAACAAUAAGCAAUUAACUGUAUAAAUCUACUGCUUUGGUCUCUCUCCUGUAGCCCCCCCUCACGGCAUCUGUCUGUAUGUAAGGCAGAGAUGGUGUAUGAUGUGAUGAAGACCAAUGCAUGAGGUGGGAUUCAUAUGGAUCUGGAUGUGUAUUUUUGAGUAAAAUCUGUGCCCUGGUUAUAUUAAGCUGAUGACUCUUCUUGCAUGCAUGCAAAUUUGUUAUUUCUUUGGCUAAUUCUGUGCCAUAAAGAUACAUCGGUGGUGAGAUGCGCCUUGUGAAUAUACUGCUACAUGCAUCACCAAUUGCUCUUAGAGCCCGAACUCUUAGAGCUGAAAGACCCUUCGCCAUGCUCAAAACCAGCAAUUGGCCUAUGCCCAUUAGCCAACCACAGGUAACUAAAAAAGUACUUCAUGGUCUCUUAUGUGUGUGCUCUGCCAUUUGAUCUUGUGUAGCACGUGCAAGGAAAAAUGAUAGAGCUUCUCUCUCCUUUUUGAGCAUUUGAAAAGGAAAGCCCAAACACUAAUCUAUUCAGUGUUACAUGAUGUUACCUGGUAAGCAAUUAUUUUUCCAGAUGCCAAGUGGCAAGCUUCAAAGUACCUAAAUAUCCUGUAGAUUUUAAUGUCCAUUCUUCAUUUGCUCAACAAUGUAUGACACAGAUAGGACCUACAAGGUCUGGCUGUUGCUGGUGAGGGAGAUGAUACCUGUUGGGUUUUUGCUCUGCGAGAUAAGUUGAACCUUAUUAAAUGAUGGAUUUAAUUUAAAUCCUGUUUUACAGAGUUUGCCAGACCCUUUCUUGUCUUUAUAAAUGUUAUCAGAGGUCCACGGUAGACCCCCAAACCAAAUCAUUUCAUUGCUUAGAGAUCUGGAAGCACAGAAACUCAACAAGGGCUCCUGAGUUAAACAAACACAAAGUUCUAAGUAAGUAGGUAGAAAAUAUAUUUCUCUAAAAAGAAAUGCCCAGAGUUUAUUUUCAUAACCAAGUCCCUGACUAUGUCAUGUCCAGCAGACCAGAAAUUUCACAGAUGCUACUGGAGCUAAAUGCAUCCAGAGGAAUUAGGCACUCAAAUGCCUCAUGUGCUAAAGUCCAAUGUUUAUGGAUCGGUGGUAUUCACAUAACUGAACCUUCACUUAACCCUUUAGCAUGGAACUGGACCCAGUUUUCUCAGAUCCCUAUCUCACUGCUGAAGUUGAUGGAUUUCUUGGUAAAAUAGUGGCUUCUUUUACAACUGUCCUUCAUGGAAAGAGUAGACAGUUUGAAGAGACUUGCCAGAUAAGGUCUCAGGCUGAGAGGAGAGGGAAUGCCGGUUUUAGGAAUGAUGAGGGAGCUUUUGGAUGAGGCAGACCUUGAGUAGGUCAGCAAUGCCAGGCCUCAAGACAGUUAUGCCCAUAACUCUCAGCCUCAGAAGUGUGGGAUCUGUCCCUAGAAAUGCAGCCAGAAGGGAGUUAAGGUACUGGUAAGGUGCUGCAGGAGUUUUGUGAAUGAAACUGGGGACCAAAGGAUGGACAGAGCCGGCAUCAACAGUGGAGUGUAGGGACGCUACUUUUUCCUUUUGCAAUCUAACAUGUUAAUUUAGGAACUUGGAGGAUGUUGAGUAAUGAACUUAAUGCGUUUAUUCAACAUGCUGGGUGAAAAUAAGACUACCCUCUUCUAUCUUUAAGACUAUCUUCUCUGUUUAACUGUCUUGACUGUUACUAGCUCCUUCAGCUAGAGUCCGCAUCAGCGGGAAUGCAAUUUCCAUGCAUUGUUUCAGUCUGGAGAUGAAAUAAUUUUCAUUAAUGGAAACCUGGUUCUCAAGCAGAACAAUUAGACCCACUUCAGGUUGAAAAAAGAUAAAAGCAUGCUAAUUUGGAUGGAGGACUCUUCUUUCAAGGCAGCCAAUUGAGUCAUCAGCCUGCCACCCACCUGACCGUCUGACAGGUAAUUAGGAGAUAGUCCUUUUUUGUGUGUGGAGUGUGUGCAUAAACCUGCACACGCUGGUGUCACUGCCCAUUGGGACUUCCAGAGGACAGCGCUAGUCAGUGGCAAAAGAGUGAGGAGGGCACGUUUCUCAGGCUGCGCCCAACGAUCUGACUUUUGCUUUUUGGUUUAGCUUCCUAUUUCUGUCUUUGAACAGCCACCUGAAGUUUCUGGCAGUAAAGUCGUCAUGGCAGACCUGGGCUGCAAAAAGCCCAGUGACUGCACCGUCUCCAGGCUGCUCAGCGUCGUGGAGAGCGAACUCCGGGCUGGGAGAGACAAAGGUGACCCCACUGAGAAGCAGCUCCAGGUUGUCUUAGAGGAUGCUCCCCUUUGGCAGAGAUUCAGAGAAGUCACCAACGAGAUGAUUGUGACCAAGAAUGGCAGGAGGAUGUUCCCUGUUUUGAAGAUCAGCGUCUCAGGCUUGGACCCAAAUGCCAUGUAUUCUUUCCUGUUAGACUUUGCCCCGACUGAUGGCCACCGCUGGAAGUACGUCAAUGGAGAAUGGGUGCCAGCUGGGAAACCAGAGCCACCAAACCACAGCUGUGUCUACAUCCACCCAGAUUCUCCCAACUUUGGGGCCCACUGGAUGAAAGCUGCCAUCUCCUUCAGCAAAGUCAAACUUACCAACAAGCUCAAUGGGAGUGGGCAGAUAAUGUUGAACUCCCUGCAUAAAUACGAGCCCCAGGUACACAUAGUUCGUGUAGGAGGCCCCCACCGGAUGGUGAUGAACUGUUCCUUCCCUGAGACUCAGUUCAUAGCUGUGACUGCCUAUCAAAAUGAAGAGAUAACAGCUCUCAAAAUCAAGUAUAAUCCCUUUGCCAAAGCCUUCCUGGAUGCAAAAGAAAGAAACCAUCCCAAGGAUGCACCAGAAGCAGCCUCUGAAGGUCAACAUAUGACAUACUCUCACUUGGGUGGCUGGUUGAUUUCCAACCCAGAUACAGUGUGUGCAUCAGGAAGCUCUAAUUACCAGUACACUGCACCUUUACCUUUGCCAGCUCCACAGGCUCCCCACGGCUGCGAGCGAUAUUCAGCACUGCGAGGGCAUCGGGCUGCUCCAUACCCACCUUCCUACAUGCAAAGAAAUCAUUCACCUACAGUGAAUUUUUUUGAGAGCUCCAGCAAUAAUCUUCAGGUAUUCUCAGGACAUGACAGCUGGACUUUGCCAUCCUCUCCACAUGCUAACUUGCUCUCAGUGCCACACACCAAGGGAGCUACCAGCCCAGGGCCCAGUCAUUACCCUUGUCUGUGGUCAGUGAGCAACAGUGCUGUAAGUGUCACCAACCCAGGAAGUGAGGCAACUGUGUCUGGUGGCAUGGAAACACAAGGGGAAGCUCCUCUAGUCAGACUAGCCGACUCUGCGUGGACAUCCUCACACUCCUUUUAAUGGACAGGCAGCUCAAAUGGAAAGCUCAGCCAAACAAGAGAGACACAAAAGGAACCCCAGGAACCAAGCUCAGAACAGGGAUGUGUAUGCAGAAUACUCCCCAUCAAGCAUCACUUUCAAUAAUGUAUCUCUUGUGUGCCAGAGAAACCAAAAUGCAUAAUGCAAAGGAGGAAAAUAGUAUGGGAACCGGGAACUGGCUUAUUACUCUAACCUUCCUGAAUUAUUGAGGAUGAUAUCCAGAAAGAAUCUUCAUAGUUGGCUUUGCUCCUUCCUUACAUUAAAAUGACCAGAGAUAUGGGACUGACUGAAGCAGACAAGGCAGCUGGAUAUUUGCACGUCGUUUUAGAAGGGCCCUUUCUGAAACUGAAAGCCAAGUCCAUGGAAAUCGUGGACAAGUUUGCAACAAUUGAUUUGAAGUGACAGGGCUGCUUUAAAGGCUUUCUGAAUUGUCACAUGAAGGUUUCCUGAAACUAAGCUCUUUAGGGGAGCUGAGAUUAGUCUGACACCCUAAUGCAGCUUGCAUAUGAUAUUCUCUGUCCCUUUCCUUUUUCCAGCUCCUGUGUGCUCUUUCUGUGUUAUAGGGAUAAAGGAUAACGCUCAAGCCGAGAAAGCAGCUGCAUUGUAGCAGCAGGUGAUGGGCAUCUGGUUUAGCAUUUAUAGUCUGAUGUUAAAUGAAAAGUUCUGUUUUCUGCAUGUGUUGUUUUUGAGAGGAUGGAGGGAAAAGAAUUCUAGAAAAAACUUCAGCUUACACUUUCACUUUGCUUCAGGCACAGAGUACUAAUAAAAUAUGAAUCAAUGGUG
Gallus gallus (chicken) is the source of this 8005-nucleotide messenger RNA. RefSeq names its product T-box transcription factor 19 (gene TBX19). Bases 6008 to 7204 code for a protein of 398 amino acids. The transcript has 9 exons. Gene Ontology annotation, biological process: mesoderm formation; positive regulation of DNA-templated transcription; regulation of transcription by RNA polymerase II. Gene Ontology annotation, molecular function: DNA-binding transcription factor activity, RNA polymerase II-specific; RNA polymerase II cis-regulatory region sequence-specific DNA binding. Gene Ontology annotation, cellular component: nucleus. NCBI's taxonomy places the organism in Eukaryota, Metazoa, Chordata, Aves, Galliformes, Phasianidae. The record is from RefSeq and is a predicted model, not a curated record.